Molecule: messenger RNA, 2756 nt
Organism: Phyllotreta striolata
Lineage: Eukaryota; Metazoa; Arthropoda; Insecta; Coleoptera; Chrysomelidae
Source: the annotation of a GenBank genome assembly
GUGUUUUUCUACUUGAUAAUCAACGUUGUUCAGAUAAUGAAGCAUUUAAAUUGAGUGAUACAUUUAGCUGCCCCACAAGUAUCGUACUUCUCCUUUGAUCAGUACGUGGUCAUAUUUACUAAAAGAACCAUGAUAAGGUUCUUCUUACUUUUGUCCGUUUUAUCGGCUACAACAAUCGCUAUUGAUAAAACAGUUUUUAAGAACUGUUCAAGAGUGGAGUUUUGCACUAAAUAUCGUAACUUUGAGCCAAAUGAAAAGGACAAGUAUUCUGCUGAUCUGAAAUCCUUGACUAUAGAUGACAAAACGAACGUUGUAAAAGUUCCUCUUAAAAAUGACAAUGGCGAUACGCUGAAUUUACUUAUAACUCUAUUGGAAGGAAAUAAAGUGAGAACUCAAAUUCAAGAACCUUCGACGACCAGGUUCGAUUUGAGCGACAUUAUUCUGGUAGAAGACCUCAAAUCUCUACCGGUUAAAAAAUCUUCCAUAGGUCCAAAUAAUGUAUACAUUCAACCUAUAGACACCAGUAACAAUCAACGCGUUUACAUUGAAGCAGGACCUCCAUUUGUUAUUACCUUCACUAGCGACAAAGAAAAACGAGUGGUCUUAGAUGGAAACAAUUUCGUAAUGGAACAUACAAGCAAAAGUCAAGUUUUUACGUUCAAAGUAAGCUUUCCUCAAGCAGACAGGUUGUAUGGCUUGCACGAUCAUGCGUAUAAAAUGAAUCUGGGUACUACUAACAAUGGCAGUGCUAACACCAUGGACCCGUUUAGGUUCAGGAAUUCCGAUGCGUGGGGAUAUGAAGCCAAUUCACCGAUGGCUCUAUAUGGAUCUCGACCAGUUGUAAUAGGCUACAAACCCGAAAAAACGUCUGCGAUUUUUCUUCUAAACGCCGCAGAGCAAUGGAUUGAUGUCGCGUCUGACAUAGAUAACCCAUAUGCGUAUUUUAUAGUAGAAAAAGGAGCUUUUGAUUUGUUCACCUUAUUAGGACCCACACCUAAAGAUUUUGUACGACAGUUCACAGGUUUGACGGGCCGUGCUCAUUUACCCCAAAUCUGGGCUUUGGGUUACCACCAGUGCAGAUUCUCAUACAAAUCCCAAGAUGAUGUCAAAACCGUAGUGGCUCUUAUGGGCCAAAAUGACUUUCCAUUCGACGUUAUUUACUUAGACGGUGAUCACACCGACGACUACAGAUGGUUCCAUUGGAAUCAUACUACUUACACGGACCCCAUAGAAAUGUUUAACAACAUUUCAGCUGCAGGCAGGCUAGCUGUAUCCAUCUCAGAUCCGCACAUUAAAGUUGAAGACACUUACGAUGUGUACAUAGGAGCUAAAGAAAAAUACUUUACGAAAUGGGCGAACGGUUCCAAUUAUGAAGCUGACUGUUGGCCUGGAAAAUCGAGCUGGAUUGAUUACAUGAUUCCUGAGGCAUCUGAUUAUUACGCAAGUUGGUACUCGUACAAAAAAUUCAACGGAAGUACCCCGACAUUAGCAGGAAUUUGGAACGACAUGAACGAGCCAGCAGUUUUCGAUGAAACUAUCGAAAAGACCAUGCCUUGGGAGGUUCUGCAUAUGGGAAAAGUACCACACGGGGAGAUUCACAACAUCUACGGCUUCACUCAUGUUAGAUCAACACACAAAGGUUUGAUGGACAGAGACAAUGGUUUGAAGCGACCGUUCAUUCUGACUCGUUCCCAUUUCGCCGGUUCUCAACGAUACGCAGCCAUGUGGACGGGUGACAAUUCCGCCACCUGGGAGCAUUUCGCUAACACCUACUCCGAAUGCAUGAACGCAAAUAUGAUGGGAAUGGUAUUCUGCGGUGCUGAUAUCGGAGGUUUCAUUGGUGAUCCAUCGGACGAACUACUACAAAGAUGGUACCAGGGAGCGAUGUGGUUGCCUUUCUUCAGGGGCCAUUCGAGUAGAGAGGCGAAAAGACGCGAGCCCUACUUAUUCUCGAAAGAAGUACAAGCUGUGUUAAGGAAAGCCCUAAAAACCAGAUACCAGCAUAUACCUUCAUUCUACACCUUGUUCUUCGAGCACACGAGAACUGGUGAUCCGAUUAUUCGACCACUCUACUACGAUUAUCCAGAGGUAUACGAUGCCGAUACUCAAGUUUUAGUAGGAACGGAUAUAAUGGGUGUUGCUAUUACCAAACCCGGUGUAAAUCAAACGGAAGUAGUUUUGCCAGGAGCCAACCAAUGGUGGUACCGAGCUGAUCGUGAAUUUAUUGAUCCACUUCUUGGUGAUGGAAAGUUGACUAUAGAUGUUGACAUUAAUUCAUCUCCAUUCUUCUACCGAGCUGGAAGUAUAAUUUUCAGGAAGGAUAGACCCCGAGACACAGCAGUAGCUGCAAUAAACGAUUCUUACACAGUCUACGUAAACUGUGACCAGAGUCAAAAUGCUGCAGGAAGACUAUACAUAGACGAUUACUUUAGCUUCGACUACGCUAAUAAGGAUAACUAUUUAUACAUUAAUGCUACAUACGACAACGUUGAAAAGACUUUAACUUUGGAAUCAAUUGAUGGUGAUAGCACUGGAUUAGAUGCAGUAUUCGAACAAGUUGUUAUAAACAAAGUUAACUUUACAGAAGGUGUUUACAAAACACAACAGGAUGUGUUCACUAAGUCCUAUGAUGGCAUUCCUCUUUCGGAAAUAAGCAUUGGUAGUGCUCUAAGAAAAAAUAACAAAUAUACAAUGAAACUUAUGUAAUUGCAAUUGAUUGUACCGAUUUGUGAGUAAAUGAAAUAAGAAAAUGAUAA